AUGAUACGCCUCAUCCAGCUCGUAACAUUUGCUGGGCUCUUGCAAGAGAGUCUCAGUGGAGUUAUCGACCGACACACCCGUCGAGACUCAUUUCCAAAGUUUCCACAUGAUGAGAGGACAACCACAGAUUGUACCUGGUGGUUUGAUAUGAAUGAGCCAAUAUCUUGCAAUCAACUGUUAGAGGAUAACGUCAUUACUAUUGAUCAAUUCCGUCGAUGGAACCCUACCAUCACUGCCGAGUGCGGAGGUAUGGCUGUAGGCAAUUCGUAUUGUGUCGAAGCCUGGUUUGAGUCAAUCCCUCAGCCUCAGCCUGGGACCUCUGCAAAACCAACUGCUACUAAGCCUACGCAGGGCACGCCGGUCAAACCCACUAACGGGGUCAAGACACCCGAGCCACUUCAACCAGAUGUUGUUAGCAAUUGCAAAACAUUUCACUUCGUUCAGAAAGGCGAAACUUGCUCUUCAAUCGCGGUGAAGAAUAAGAUCUCCCUCUCAAAGUUUCUGGAAUGGAACUCCGAGGCUCAGUCAGACUGCUCUGGCCUCUGGUCGGAUGCAUGGGCUUGCGUUAUGACACUUGACUACAAGGAAAAUAAUAACACACCAACACCUUCGCCAACCACGCCAUCAAACGGCAUCAAUACUCCCCAGCCCACACAACUUAUUCUCGCCGACAAUUGCAACAAAUUCUAUUUUGUAAAGUCAGGAGAAAGCUGCGCAUAUCUUGCUUCCAAAUAUUCCAUCACCAAAUCUGAAUUUCUAAAGUGGAAUCCGUCAGUUGAGAGUGACUGUGGUGGCUUGUGGGCUGAAGCCUGGGCGUGUGUCUCGGUGAUCGGCCACCAAAAGCCGUCGACUACUGCCAAGCCAACAGCCACUGCAAAGCCUUCAGCAACAAAUAACGUACCAACGCCCGUUCAGGCCGGGAUUGCCGAGGGAUGCAACAAAUACCAUCUCGUGCAGAAGACCACGACUUGUGACUCGAUUGAGAAGCAUUACACUCUUCCAUUUGCCACCUUCUUUAAGUGGAAUCCUUCAGUGGGAAAUAACUGCCAGUCCCUGUUGGCUGGAUACUAUGUCUGUGUAAGCGUUACUGGUUGGACACCGACCCCCACAACCGGCAACAACGGAGUCGAGACGCCUCUACCCAUACAGAACGGAAUGACCAGCUCGUGCAACAAGUUUCACCUCAUUUCCAAGACAACGACAUGUUCAUCAAUCGAGUCAUACUACAAGAUCGACAUGACGGAUUUCAUGAAGUGGAAUACUGCUAUCAACCGAUCGUGUACUAACCUGUUGGCUGGUUACAAUGUGUGCAUUGGGGUUAUUGGACAGAAGCCAAAGCCUAGCCCGACUACUCCCGCUGGUGUACAGACCCCAUCACCUGUCCAGACAAACAUGGUCAAAGGCUGUAAGAAGUUUCAUCUUAUCAAGCCAACGACUACAUGCGCAUCUAUUCAGAAUUACUAUAAGAUCUCUUGGGCCAAUCUAUAUAAAUGGAAUCCCGCUAUUGGAUCUGCAUGUACCUUGUUGUGGGAGAAGUACUGGGUGUGUGUGGCUGCUUGA
This is a messenger RNA of Fusarium poae, 1560 nucleotides long. RefSeq lists its product as uncharacterized. The record is from RefSeq and is a predicted model, not a curated record. The transcript has 4 exons. NCBI's taxonomy places the organism in Eukaryota, Fungi, Ascomycota, Sordariomycetes, Hypocreales, Nectriaceae. Bases 1 to 1560 code for a protein of 519 amino acids.